GAGGGGGAGGAAGCGAUGGCGGUCCCGGUGAAAGCAACGCUGGCUCUCCUGGUCCUCAGUGUGGCAACUGCCUCAUGUGCGGAAGUGGAGGAGCGGCUGGUGAGUCACCUGUUGUCAUCGGAGCGCUACAACAAGCUGAUCAGGCCAGCUGUUAACAACAGCCAGCAGGUCACCAUUUACAUCCAGGUGUCUCUGGCCCAGCUGAUCAACGUGAAUGAAAGGGAGCAGAUCAUGACCACCAACUGUUGGCUCACUCAGGUAUGGAAUGACUACAGAUUAAUGUGGGACCCUGAAGAGUAUGAGGGAAUCAAGAAAAUCCGCCUCCCGUCACAACACAUCUGGCUGCCAGACAUCGUCCUCUACAACAAUGCCGAUGGGACCUAUGAAGUUUCCUUCUACUCCAAUGCCGUGGUCUCCAACAAUGGUGAGGUUGCCUGGCUUCCACCAGCUAUCUACAAGUCAGCUUGCAAAAUUGAAGUCCGUGAUUUCCCCUUCGACCAGCAGAACUGUACCCUCAAGUUUCGCUCCUGGACCUACGACCACACAGAGAUUGAUCUAAUCCUCCUCAGUGAUUUUGCAUCACGUGAUGACUUCAAACCCAGUGGUGAAUGGGAUAUCGUCUCAUUGCCUGGACGCAAGAACGAAGACCCUAAUGACAUCAGGUACCUGGAUAUCACCUAUGACUUUAUAAUCAAGAGAAAACCUCUGUUCUACACCAUCAACCUGAUCAUCCCCUGCAUCCUGAUAACAUCCCUGGCCAUUCUGGUGUUCUACCUCCCGUCAGACUGUGGUGAGAAGAUGACUCUCUGUAUUUCUGUCCUUCUGGCUCUGACUGUGUUUUUACUCCUAAUCUCAAAGAUUGUACCACCUACGUCUUUAGCAGUGCCUCUGAUUGGGAAGUACCUAAUGUUUACGAUGGUGCUGGUCACCUUUUCCAUUGUCACAAGCGUUUGUGUGCUCAACGUGCACCAUCGGUCCCCCAGUACGCACACCAUGCCUCCGUGGGUCAGGCGUGUCUUCUUAUACCAGCUCCCCUCAUAUCUCUUCAUGCGGAGACCCGGUAGCUCCAACAUCCGUGAGAAGUUCAGGAAAAAACACCAGCAGCGAUCGUACUCUGACCAGAAGCUGCGUGGAGCGGACGGGGGGACUGGAAGCCCUGCAGGAAUGGCAGAUUCCUCCUCGUCUUUCUUUGUCAACGAGGAGUCGGCCAAACGCUACGGCUGGAAGAUUAGCGACUUGUCAGAGAACACAGAGUUCAGAAAGAGGAUGACACUCAAGUGCAACAUUGACGUGGAGGAUGCAGUAGAUGGAGUGCGCUACAUCGCUGAGAAGAUGAAGAGUGAGGAUGAUGAUGAAGGGAUCAUUGAAGACUGGAAGUACGUGGCCAUGGUGAUCGACCGUCUCUUCCUGUGGAUCUUUGUGUGUGUGUGUGUUGUCGGGACGGUUGGCCUCUUCAUGCAGCCCCUGUUCCAGAGUUACAACACCCCCAUUAUUGAUGACAUGGACCAUAACUGAAACCUAAAACCUGAACUUUGAUCUUAACAUGACCCAGACAUGAAC
Xiphias gladius (swordfish) is the source of this 1560-nucleotide messenger RNA. Its product is annotated as neuronal acetylcholine receptor subunit beta-2-like. Gene Ontology annotation, biological process: signal transduction; monoatomic ion transmembrane transport; regulation of membrane potential. The record is from RefSeq and is a predicted model, not a curated record. Gene Ontology annotation, cellular component: synapse; neuron projection; postsynaptic membrane. The transcript has 6 exons. Lineage: Eukaryota; Metazoa; Chordata; Actinopteri; Istiophoriformes; Xiphiidae. Gene Ontology annotation, molecular function: transmembrane signaling receptor activity; acetylcholine-gated monoatomic cation-selective channel activity. Bases 16 to 1515 code for a protein of 499 amino acids.